GGCCUUCGCGCGUGAUGUGCCCAGAAGGUACGGCGACGUGAUAUCACCGGGCAGAACAAACGAGGCCUCCGGUGUCCUCUUGUAGCCGCGGCGUUCUCGUUCAGCUCGCCCCAGAGCAAAAAGCCGAGCUCCUCUCUCCUCCUCUCGGUCUCUUCCCAUUCGCACGCUACAGGAGCUCUCCCCUCCCUCAUUCGCACAACUCCAGUGAGUCGGACGCCUUCUUCCUCUCGUUUCUCUCCGUUCGCAGGUCCAGGAGGCGGAAAACCCCCUCCCUGUCCCGUCCGGCUUUUGUCUCUCUCACGCACGACCUAGAGGAGGCGACCUCCUCCUCUCGACGAGCAGCAGUCGCACGCCAGCCCGAGCCCUGCCCUAACCGUCGGCCCCUCUCCGUUUGCAAGAGCUGGGAUAUGGGAACACUGAAUUAUUUAUGGCUGCUUACAAGGAAGUCUGUGACUGGUGCACUAUUUGGCAUCACUGUAUCAGAUAGGUAUCUGACUGUUUCUCCUGUACGAGGUAACUCGAUGCAUCCUACAUUUGCCUCAAGCUCCACCACAUUCCCUGGGUAUUUAAAAGGUGAUCUUGUACUAAUUGAAAGAUUCUGCCUUCACGACUUUAAAUUUUCCCAUGGAGAUGUUGUGAUUUUCCAGUCUCCAAGUAAUCACAAGCAAAUAUAUGUCAAACGUUUGAUAGCUUUGCCUGGUGAAUGGAUUCGUGUUUCCUCUGAUAUGUUGAAAAUCCCUGAUGGGCAUUGUUGGGUUGAGGGUGACAAUUCAUCUUCGAGUUUAGAUUCAAGAUAUUUUGGCCCUAUCCCUUUGGGUCUAAUUAGAGGGAGAGUGACCCAUGUUAUCUGGCCUCCCCAAAGAGUAGGCAAAGUAGAGAGAAAGAUGAAGCCAGAGAGAAUUUAUCAGGACUGAAAUGUUUCAUGGAAGGUUCAUACAACCUUUAUUCAUGAAUAAUUCUUAUAUUAUCUGUAUCUUUUUCUGUUGGGAUUCAUUUACCUGGUGCAUUAACUGAUACAACUGAGGAUCUGGUGUUAUUCUGUUAUGUCAUUCACCUAAUACUUCAUUGAAAAUGUUAAAAUCUCUGUUACUUUUUUGUUUUUAGAUGCUCAAGUAUUCUAACAUUGAAGUCUUUGAAUGAUUCUUUUUUUUCUUUUAAUUUGCAUUAUGCCA
This is a messenger RNA of Dendrobium catenatum, 1172 nucleotides long. Its product is annotated as mitochondrial inner membrane protease subunit 2-like. Bases 408 to 914 code for a protein of 168 amino acids. Gene Ontology annotation, cellular component: mitochondrial inner membrane peptidase complex; membrane. NCBI's taxonomy places the organism in Eukaryota, Viridiplantae, Streptophyta, Magnoliopsida, Asparagales, Orchidaceae. Gene Ontology annotation, biological process: mitochondrial respiratory chain complex assembly. The record is from RefSeq and is a predicted model, not a curated record. The transcript is spliced from 5 exons. Gene Ontology annotation, molecular function: serine-type endopeptidase activity.